Molecule: messenger RNA, 5396 nt
Organism: Mytilus californianus (California mussel)
Lineage: Eukaryota; Metazoa; Mollusca; Bivalvia; Mytilida; Mytilidae
Product: zinc finger protein 37 homolog
Exons: 4
Coding region: 97-2808 (903 amino acids)
Source: RefSeq, a predicted model, not a curated record
CAAAACAGAGGCUCGAGAAGAGGGUACAAAAUGGCGACUGGAUAAAAAUAGUGGUUUUCUUUUCUAUUCCUUAGUGACUGCUUAACGAAUGCAAAAAUGGACAGUGGCGAAUACAUGAGUUUUACGGCCCAGCUAAAAGAAGCUGAGAAGAUUUUCCUCAGACUCACCACAGAAGAAAAAGAAAAGGCAUUCAAAACUAUCCUUACAUUUAAAGCAAAGUGUACAGAAGCUGUCAACAAAUCUCACGAAGCUGCUUAUAAACAGGACAAAGUAGCAACCCUAAAAACAACAAGGAAAAAAUCAACUACAAACAAGAAAAACAACAAAGAAAAUAAAGAUGAAAUAAGUAAUGAAUUAUUUAUCAGAAACUGUCUUGAUGAACUUGUUUCUGAUGCUGUUAGUACAGUGGAAGACAAAAAUAAAGUAUGGCCAUCGAAACGAUUGAGGAAAAGAAAAUCCUCCUCAUUACCAGAGUUCAAUAAUGAGGUCAAUGAUGAUGAGACUCCAUCUUCCAUGGCCUGGGAAGAUGCAGGAGAGGAUACUGAUGAUUAUGAAUUCGCUAAUUCUCCUCUUUCUACACCAUCAAAAAGAAAGAGGAAACAGAACUUUCCAAGAAGAACUACAGCAUCAGAGAAAACAUCUCCAAAAAAUAACACAAAAAUUGAAGAUUCACGAUCCGAAAAGGCUAACAUGAAAGUUGGAAUAUCACCAUCGAUAGGUGUUGUCAAUAUAAAUGAAGAUGACCCUGUGAUACUAAGACUUGCAAAAGAGGCAGUUGAGAUGGCAAAUGCCUUAUCUGAUGAAGAGAAUAAUGGUGAUAAACCUAUAAAGAUGAAGAGAAAAAUAAAGUCUAGGAAAUACACAAAGCAAAAGCUUGGACGACCCAGGAUCUUGUUUAAAUGCAAAGUCGACAAUGAAACAUUCACUCAUUCAAUUUCCUAUUUUGAACAUAUGACCAAACAUGGGCAUAGUCCUCUUUCUUGUAGGAUUUGUAUGAAUGAAUAUGCAAUGGCUGACGAAUUUAAAGACCAUCUUUGCCAACCGAGAGACUAUAAAAAAUGUAUUUAUUGUCCAAAGCAGAACAAGCGAUUUCUUUGUGUCAAAGAAUUAAGGGCACAUAAAAAAGAAAAGCAUGCAAGUGAAAUGAUGGCAAGAAACUAUAAGUGUUCCUUUUGCGACAAGGCAUUUACAACCAAGCUAUGGCUUCAUCAUCAUCUGAAAAACCAUGCUGAUGGAAAGAAAGUAUGUCUUAAGUGUGGUGAAUUUUGUAACGAUGAUGAAGCUCUUCAAGAACACAUGAAAAUCCAUGAGAAAGAUGUUCAUUACAAGUGUCUGAAAUGUGAUGCUGGUUUUUAUCAUGCACGUCAGUAUGAUCAACACUUACUGGGCCAUUUUCAGCGGGAAUGUAGUAUUUGUGAAACAAGUUUUCCUUCACGCACUGAACUUUCUCGUCACUGUAGGUCAGAACAUGGCAUGAGUGUAAAUGAAGUCAAUCAGAAUAAACAGAAGUAUCCAUGUGACGAGUGUGAAAAAACAUUUGAUCGACCAAGUGCUUUAAUUGUACAUCAGAGAAUUCAUACAGGGGAAAGGCCAGUGGAAUGUAAACCAUGUGGACAGUUUUUCAGAACUAUGAAAUCACUAGCUAAACACAAACAGACAUACUCACAUACUCUAAAGGCUGGAGAAAAACUGAAAGAAAGAAAAUUUCUCUGCUCAGACUGUGGGAAAGCUUAUUUCAGAAAACAUGCUUUACAGAGACAUAUGAGAUACCAUACUGGUGAAAAGCCACAUACUUGUCAACAUUGUGGCUAUCAGUGUCGUGAGGCAAAUAAUCUCAAACGCCACCUCUCACUCCACUUUGAAUCAGAGAGAAACUUUAUAUGUGAAUUAUGUGGGUCUGCUUUUCAUGCCAAGAAAACUCUUGAGAUGCAUCAUGCAUAUAAACACAGUGAUAUCAGAGAGUAUGCAUGUAGUGUAUGUUCUUUAACAUUUAAAGCAAAGAAUGCGCUGAAACGUCAUUACAAGGUACAUUCCACAGAAAAAGAUCACAAGUGUUGGUGUGGCACAGCAUUUAAACGUAUGUACAAUCUCCGUAGGCAUCUAAAAACUGUACAUGGAGCAGAUACUAUUUUACCUCCUGUGAGGAGAGUUCAACCUUUGGAUCAACCAACCAAAGCUCCUGUUUCUAAAACAGAUUUGCAAAAUCCAAAGAUUUUGGCUGAGAAGAAAGAGAAAGUGUCAAAACCUCGAAGGAAACCCUAUCAAACCAUGCCAAGAGAAAUGGCAAACAAUCCAGAAAUGUUCCAAUCUAUUACUCCUACUUCCUUAGCUGAUGAAAUCACUGAAGGUUUGAAGUUUGUGCCAUCUUUGUUAAUGAAUAUUGAUAACCGAAGAACUGACCACAAUUCAAUGUCAUCAGCAGAACAUUGUUACAGUAUACAGACUUCACCACCGACGUCUGCUCCAUCCCCUCACAGACAACAGGUCAUGAGGCAACAACAACACACACCUCAUUCUCAGUCUGAACAAACCCAGCAUAUGACAACAGAAGAUGGACAGCAAGGUAUCAGGUACAACACCAGCCACGAUGGUCAAGUGUACUCAAACAUAAUGGAACGUCCAGCACCUUUACCUCAUAAUAUUGACCCCAAUGACCCAUUUAUGCAACACAUGAACACUUCAUUAGGAAAUCCAAAUUUUAUUCCUCAGGCAGUGGCAUAUUCCACCAUCAUGAGAGAAUAUGGGUCACAGUUUCCAUUCCUACCAGAUGGGUCGAAUUAUCAUAAUUAUGUUAACAAGGCUGUCUAAAUUUUAAAUGCAUAUUUUAUUAGAAUAUGUUUGUGUAUAUGAUUUUAACAAUGUGAUAAUUCUAUUUUUGAUUAUGCAUAAUAAUGGACAUACUUUUGCAAGCAAUAAAUCCUAAAAUGGACACUUUAUUGUAGAUUGGUACAGAUAACCAUAGCAUAAGAAAAUUUAUAUUGUUAUGUUCAAUUUACGUUUGUUUGAUUGAUAGCUUUUUAUGAAUACAAGGAAUAUAUUAAGAUGUAAGAUUUUUUUUCAUAUAUUUAUAUAUAUAUGUACAAUAAUGAAUAUUUCAGACAUUUUCAUUUUAAUCCAAUGUACCAGGUAAAAUGAAUUUUGUUGGGGUUUAGAGUUUAGAAAGGCAAAAAAUAGGGGUUAAAAUAUGCGUGAUUUUGCAAAUGCAAAAAAUAAAUGACUGGCUAGAUUAAAAAAAAAUCACACAUUCUAAUAUGACCAUCUUCUUUCGCUUUGUAAACAAUGCCACAUUCUGAUUCCAAUUGAACAUAGGGUGCAAGGGAUAGAUGUCAAAAUUAGAAUUGCAAGGUCAGUUGUAUUUUGAACAAUGUCAGAGAUGAAAAUGUGUUAGUUUUGCUUGUUAGGAAUUGGAAAAUAAAAUCAUUCUUAAAGUAAGUUGUCAUGUUGAUUGUAACUGUUCAUGUUUUAAUCCUUAAACAGUUGGUUUUGUACAACAUUUUGGCUUCAUGAUAAAGUACGUUUACAUGUAUCUGUUCAUGUUUUAAUCAAAAAAUGAUUAGUUUUCUACAACGUUUUGGCUUCUUAAAAUCAGCAUAGCUACCUUUUGAACAUGUCAUUUUGAAUUUGUUAUAGGCCUACUUCCAAGUACAAAAGUUAUAAAUUUUCCUAAUAAAAAAUUCAAAGAAUAGAAAAUAUUGGGGUGCUAAAAUAUAUAUAAAAAAAGAGUUCAAUGGCAAACAAUAAAAGAAAAGGGUAAAAAGGCCUUAAAAUUUUAAAAGAAUACAGAAAUGAAGACCAUCCCUACCCACCACUAUAGACCCUCAUAUGUAUACAUGUAUAACACUCAAUUGGCUUUUUCAUAUAAUUCAACAAAUUUUAUUGGCUUUGGUUGGUUUUUUUUUUCGUAGGUGGCAAAUUACAUAUUAUGUAACAAAUUUUCACCCAGAAUGGUUUGUUUAGAAAUAAUCCAAGCAAUACAUGUUUGUAGUAGACAGUAUGUUGAGCGUUUAUUAAUUUUGGAGACUGAUUGGUUUCUUGCCUGCAUUAAUAUCAGUUCAUUUGUAAUACUUUUUUCUACAAACAGUGGGGAUUUAUUUAAAAAAAAUUCAAUUAUGGUAACAUUUUUUUAGGGAUACAUUUGUACAGUAUCAUCACGAUCAUGUCAAAUUGUUAAAUGUUGAUUUUUCAAAUGUGUAUCUUUGUUUGGAAAGAACUUGUGUGUGUAUACAUGUAUAAAUAUAUAUGCAUUUUUUAUUUCAUUUUUGUCUUGCCUGUUACGAAAGUCGCAGUAUGCAAGACAUAGGUAUUACUAUCCAGCGGCAGCAGUGAUGUAAACUAUUUGUAUCAAGCUUUAUAUUUCAGAAGGUAGAAGACCUGGAUGCUUCAUACCUUGUAUGCAAAUACCUUAUGUUAUAAAGUUUCAGUCUGUCAUAUUUCCAUUGUCCUUGACCUCAUUUUCAUGGUUCAGUGACUGCUUGAAAUUUUUUUUUACAGUUUUUUGUCAUGUGAAUUUCUCACUUAUUAUGAGUAAUAGGAUAACUAUUUUUGGUAUAUUGGUUCCUUGCAAUGUCAGACAGGGUUCACCCGACCUUGACCUAUUUUCAUGGAUCAGUGAUCAAGGUUAAAGUUACAUGAUUAGGUCCGUUUCUCAGAUACUAUAAGAUACUAUAAGCAGUAGGUCAACUAUAUGUGGUGUAUGGAAUUUUCAUAAGGGGGCCCACUGACUGCCUAAGAGGGGGCCCGCUCCAGUCAUGCUUCAGUGAUUCCCUAUAUAAUCAUAAAUCAACCAAAUUUUUCCAACUAAAGGGGGGCCCAGGCCCCCUGAAAAACCCUCUAAAUCCGCCUCUGAGGUGUACAUGUUUGUCUUACAGGAUUUAUCUGACGUGGACCUUAUUGUCUUUAAAAUUGUUAAGUUUGUAUGAUGCUUUUAGUAAAAUCUCUAUCUUUAAGACUUUCAACAUAAAAUCAGUGGUCAGUAAAGCAGGUGAGACAUUUCAGUGUGUGCACUCUUUAUACUGAAGGUUAUUAGCCUAUACAGUAUUUGUUUUAUCUGUUAUGUUAACCCCAAAUGAAUUAUUUUAUCUAGACUUUGGUCAUCUCUUUUUGUGCCUCAUUAAAGCAGUGAGAUACACAGAAUCAUGAUAAGGUCUGUAAGUCCAAAGUAUUGAUUGUCCAAAGAUACCUUGAAUUCUAGUCACAUGUAAACAUUUAGAAGUUGUUCCUCUAACAAUAAAAAUAUGAUAAUAUUUUUCUAAUCUGAGAAUUAGAAAGGCAGUUGAACCAUAACUGGUUCAAAUGAAGUACAAAGUAACUGAAAAUCUAUCUUAAGUAAAAAGUAUGGGGUUAUGAGUUUAAUGUACAGGGAAAGCAAUCUCAUGAAAUGCAGUAAAAUAGCCAUA